Messenger RNA from Phyllotreta striolata, 1562 nucleotides. Lineage: Eukaryota; Metazoa; Arthropoda; Insecta; Coleoptera; Chrysomelidae. The record is from the annotation of a GenBank genome assembly.
AUGAGUUCGUUGAAUGGCAAUAACGAAAUAAUCAAUCCCACGUUGGCCAGAAUGUUCGACGAAAGAUUGAGGCGUAUCGUCGAAGAAAGUUACGAAGUCGCUUUUAUCUUGUGCAACAAAGAAAUGGAGGAGUUCAAUUCGUCAAAGCUGUUCGAUAUAUUCACGCAAGUUUUCACCACCGGUUACGUGUUAAACACGGGCUACUGGCCGUUUUUUUCGACGAUAAAUGGACAAUGUUUGUGCGUUUGCGGCAGAUUCGGCGUCCCCUGCAGGCACGUCAAGAACGGUAAUCAUUGGAUAGAUUUGCAGCCGAUCGAAACUGAAGCGAACGGAAUUGUUUUCUAUCCCAAACUCUAUGGACAACUGAAUAUACAGGACUAUGAAGUAGUAGUGAAGCCAUUAGAUGGCAGCGGGGGAUACCACAUAAACGUUGUGUUGAACAUACAUUACAAAAGGGCGGAAAAAAACCGGACGAAAAAGGAUAAAAAUUGUCGAACAGUGAAAGAUAUGGGUUAUAAAAUCUUCCCCAUUUCUAUAUUCUCGAGGUUCUUCAUGAUGACCCAAUUCUAUUCAUCAUCGUUCACCAUCGUCUUCCAGCCGAACCCGUUCUUCAACGAACACUACGGCACGCACUUCAAGAAGCUGAUCAACCUCCGGGCGCAGGAGUUCAACUUCUUCCACGGCGACCAACGCCAAAUCUGGUGCAUACCCUACAACCAGAUGCCCUCGACGACGUUCGUCCACCACCAAGUCAACGUCCCCAUCUACAAGUUCCCCUCGCAGCUGCUCGUCUUCAACCCGUGCAUGAUCAAACCCAAGAACCCGCCGAUGCGCAACAAGUGCAUCCAAACGCAAACCGACCGCUCCAACGCCUGGAACAACUACUACUCCAGAUCGCCCAUCCGGGACUCGCUCAUGAGCUUCGCCUCCAGCUCGUUCCAGUUCGCCCGGCCCGAGUGCGACGACUUCAUCGUCAUCGACGACUCCGAGGAGUUCGACAACCAGUGGCCGAGCGUCGGCUACAACAAGGUCAUCCAGCCCAACCCGCUGCUGUUGGACUGCGCCGACGAGCUGGCGGUGAAGUCGGAGCCCCAGGACCCGGGCGCCAAGCAGCCCUACGCCAAUUGGUCGCCCAAGACCGAGCCGGAUUCCACGGUCAGCGAUACGUUUUCGAACGGCGCCAGCGAUCAGAAUUACCCUAUACUGGUCUCCAACGCGAUAGAUGUAGAAGAGAAGAUCGAUUGCAAGGACGAGAAUUGGUUCGAGAAGAACUUCCCGCCGUUGAGGAACGUGCCCGUCAGGGCUAUGAACAAACGGGAGGUGGAUGAAGAAUUCGAGAUCAUACAAACUGUUAUUAAAGACGACGUGCUCAAGCAGGAGGGGAAUUUGGACUGGUGGCAUAAGAAUAUCAAGAACUAAAGCGAGACUCCGUCUAUUUAUUAGAUGAAUUGAUCAAUCAUUAAUGCUUAAAUAUUUCUUUUUUAAUUAGCCAUUUGUGUGCAUCUAAUAGGAAAACCGUUUACUCGGUGCAUGUCUUGUAGGAUAUUCCAGUAAUAUGAGAA